AUGACCGUCUUUGGUGUGUUUGUAAGAUUGUUUUCCCAUAAUAAUUUUACGAGUAAGUAUUUACGAAAGUUUGGUACAAGCACUAAGAGAGCAUCUCCAAAGUGUCUGCAUGAUAUCACUUCCGCCGCUAGGCAGAAUAAAUUGAGUCCUGUUAUUGGUCGUGACAGUGAGAUAAGACGUUGUAUUGAUAUAUUGUGUAGAAGGACAAAAAACAAUGUAAUUUUACUCGGUGAACCGGGUGUAGGCAAGACAGCUGUUGUGGAGGCCCUAGCCCACAGAAUUGUCAAAGGUAACGUACCCGAGGCACUCGCUGACUGUAGGAUACUAUCAAUAGACAUGGGCUGUUUGUUUGCAAAAUCUCCUGAUGACAAUUCAAGCAUUGACACAAAAUUAAGAAAUAUUAUAUGUGACGCCAGAGCUUUUAAUUGCAUACUAUUUAUAGACGAGGCACACCUUAUGGUAUCUAAGAGUUAUGAUUGGGCAUCUGCACUGAAGCCGGAGCUUGCUAAUGGAGAUAUUAAAUGCAUUGCAGCGACGACGAAUGCCGAGUAUAGGAGGUAUUUCGUUAGGGAUAAGGCGUUGCAACGCAGGUUUCAGCCCAUGUACAUAGGAGAGCCAACGCAAUCAUCAACGAUAGAAAUAUUAAAGUCGUUAAAGUCAUGCUAUGAAUCUUUUCAUCGUGUAAUAAUAUCAGACGAAGCAAUAGUUUCGGCUGUUAGACUUUCCAGCAGAUAUAUCAAGGGUAAUGGUUUUUAUCUAGACAGAUUUGAUCCCGACAAGUCAAUAGAUUUGUUGGAUGAGGCUUGUUCUAUUGUAAAAAACAGAUCGCAGUUAAUUCCCGAGUCGAUGGAGGUAUUGCAAAAUAGAAUGCGAUCGUUAAGGUUACAGGGAAAUGAGCAUGAAAUGGAAAGCUUAUCAUAUGAGAUCCAGGAGAUUGAGAGUGAAUGGCGCGAGGGUAAGAUAAAGUAUGAGGAGCUAAGUUUGCUCAUUAAAUCAUUUUAUGAAUCAAGGCGCGAGGAAUCAGAGGCCCUGAAGUCAGGCAAUUUGGAGAAUGUCGGGAUGUUAAGAUUUGACAGAAUACCAAAAUUAGAGUCUCAGCUCUUUAAAUUUGUAGAAUCUAAUGUGAAAUAUCGCAAUUAUUUUAUUGUAGAGCCAAUUGACGUUGCAAAUGUGGUAUCAAAGUGGACAAGAAUCCCCACAAGUUCAAUAAGCACUUCUCAUAUGGAUUUAUUGAAUGCUUUAAAAUCUAAGUUAAUAAGCGCCUUUAGCAAUCAUUCCGGGGAAAUUGACAAGUUAAUAUCUGCGUUAUAUGUAUCUAGCAUGAGUGACAACAGCAUAGCCGCAAUUGGCAUUUCAGGCGACAACGAAAUGGAUAAGCAUGAAAUUAUAUCUAUUAUUACUCAGGCCCUAUCGAGUAGUUCAUUGAGCAUAGACCUGUCAGAAUUUGGCGAAAGACACUCAUUGUCAAAGGCGGUAGGGCCCCCUCCCGGUUAUGUCGGUUACGAAUUUGGCGGCCAGCUGACGGAGUUGAUUAAGAAUGGCGCUGCAACAUGCAUUACAUUGUACAACAUAAAAAAAUGCCAUCCCACCGUCAAGGAGUUGUUGUGCAGUUCCAUACAAAAGGGCUACAUUAAGGAUUCAAGGGGAGAGGUGAUUUCACUGAGCAACACGUGUAUAAUAUUUAGCGUCAGGCACACUGGAGAAUUGAGUGAUUUUAACGCAGUUAUAAACGAAGUGAUAGAGAUAAGUGGCAGAACCAGCACAUGUACGAUAGGAAAGGCGAUAGAUGCGUAUUGCAAGAAGGUUGAGAAUCACAGUGGAAUAGCAGUGAAGGUGGAUGGCGCAGUUGUGGACUACAUCGCAGAGACAGAUUCUCAUCUGUUGUUAGCUAGGCUGAAAAAAUUUAUUUCCAGGGCUAUCUUGGGCCCAGGCUCAGCGCAUAGCGCAGCUGUAGGGGAGUUUGUUGUUGGUGUAUCUGGUGACGAAUAUACGAUUGUCAGCCCUGCGUAA
Molecule: messenger RNA, 2010 nt
Organism: Babesia microti strain RI
Lineage: Eukaryota; Apicomplexa; Aconoidasida; Piroplasmida; Babesiidae
Product: Chaperone protein ClpB
Exons: 2
Coding region: 1-2010 (669 amino acids)
Biological process (GO): cellular response to heat
Cellular component (GO): cytoplasm
Molecular function (GO): ATP binding; ATP hydrolysis activity
Source: RefSeq, a predicted model, not a curated record